AUGUUAAAAUCUAUGAUUCUAUUUCCUGCUUUAACAUUUUUGCGUUUAUUAUUUUCAUCAUUCUUUAACCAUUUCUCGCCAUCAAGAGCUUUAUCAUCUAUAGAUUUAAUCACUUCGUUUGCUUUGCGUAAUUGUGCAAUUGCUUUUGCAUAUUUUACAGCUAUAUUUUUCUUUUCUUCAUCGCUUUUCUUCUUUCUCGUUUCACCUACAUCCACAUUAGUUAUAUCAUGCAUUUCAUGCCUUACUUCCUUCGGUACCGCCUUACGCGUCUUUCCUACAUCAACAUUAGUUAUAUCAUACAUUUCUUUUCUUACUUCCUUCGGUACUGCUGUCCUUGUCCUUCCUACAUCAACAUUCAUCAUAUCAUGA
Trichomonas vaginalis G3 is the source of this 369-nucleotide messenger RNA. RefSeq lists its product as uncharacterized. NCBI's taxonomy places the organism in Eukaryota, Parabasalia, Trichomonadida, Trichomonadidae. The coding region runs from base 1 to 369 and encodes 122 amino acids. The transcript has a single exon. The record is from RefSeq and is a predicted model, not a curated record.